AUGUCCUCCCCACAACCAGGAGAUGUCGAAAACGCAGGAGUGGAACAUGCCUACGAUACUCAAUUUCUGUCAGACUCGGUGCCUACGCGUUCAAUAUACUCGAUGACCCGCGAAGAGAUCACAAAGGGUCUUGCAAAUCGGUUCGUGCACUCGAGGGCAUACAUUAUUCUCUAUCUUGCCAUGGCGGCAUUGUCCGUCACCACCGUUGCCCUGAGUUUAGUGAACGGAUGUCCAACGCUGCCCUUCUAUAUCUUGGAACUGAUCAUCAACGGCGCAAUGAUCCUCGAGGUCUCUGUGCGUUUUGUGGCGUUUGGUCGGCAAUUUUGGACGUCAAUAUUUAACGUGAUGGACCUCGUAUUAACCAUUUUUUGCGUUAUCACUUUGCUUGUGAUAUUUUUCGCAGGAUGUGGUAGCACAAGUAAGGAAGAAGAGCUGCUUGAUACACUCCUCCUCGUGGCUCGAAACGUCCUUCAAUUUGGCAGGUCUGGGCAGUCGAUAUUUUCUCGGCCCAAACCUAUCGAUUUGUCUGCGAAUCGCCGGAGAGGAUACACCCUUGAUAUCGACAUGGAAGACGAAGAAGUGGAUGACGAGCUUGGGCGGCCCCUCAUUCGUGAUGCAAUAGUGUUCGAUGCCGAUGAUUCUUCAUCUGCCUCUCGAGUUCUAUCUUCCAGCCAGUCACAAGCGACGAAAGUGGCACAGGGUCGAGACGAAGAUGUGUGGGCUGAUUUGGGCUAG
This is a messenger RNA of Fibroporia radiculosa, 735 nucleotides long. RefSeq lists its product as uncharacterized. Gene Ontology annotation, biological process: monoatomic ion transport; transmembrane transport. Gene Ontology annotation, molecular function: monoatomic ion channel activity. Gene Ontology annotation, cellular component: membrane. NCBI's taxonomy places the organism in Eukaryota, Fungi, Basidiomycota, Agaricomycetes, Polyporales, Fibroporiaceae. The transcript is spliced from 4 exons. The record is from RefSeq and is a predicted model, not a curated record. Bases 1 to 735 code for a protein of 244 amino acids.